This is a messenger RNA of Brienomyrus brachyistius, 2876 nucleotides long. RefSeq names its product G protein-coupled receptor kinase interacting ArfGAP 1 (gene git1). Gene Ontology annotation, molecular function: GTPase activator activity; protein binding. Gene Ontology annotation, biological process: brain development; regulation of ARF protein signal transduction. The record is from RefSeq and is a predicted model, not a curated record. NCBI's taxonomy places the organism in Eukaryota, Metazoa, Chordata, Actinopteri, Osteoglossiformes, Mormyridae.
AAAGGAAGCGUUUUAUGGUGAAUGCUGGAGUGACCUCAUAGCGUUCCGUACUCUGGCUCCCCCAAGGCACAGCUAGAGAGAGGGAGAGAGAGACGACGAGGCAGAGGGGGAAAGGCUAGGGCACAAAAAACCCUAUGCUGUAUUUAAUGUGUAGUGUGCAGGAUAUAAAUAAAAGCUGGAGUAGCGACAUUGAUCGUUCCCCAUGUCGCGCUUCCCUUUUCGCCGGAGCAAUGAAGAUAUUAGGAUAACAAAGCCUGCUAAAAUAGUACCCAUUGUCAUUCACCGUGGGUAGCCACCUAGCUGUGUCGUGGUUCCGGUUCCACACUAUUUUCCCCCCUUGCAGUAAAACGUAGUUAGUCUAGGACGAUCGGAAGGACUGUCGCAGCCGGGGAUCGGGACGGGGACAGGGGGCGAGGCAAAGCGGCGAGGGCCGGGAGACUUCCGGGGGUUCAGGGCGGCAUCGAGGGAGCCGCGAACGUCGCUCUUGGGAAGGACGGGCAUCGUCAGCAUCCAGGCUCAGCCGGGGGACACGGGCUUAAUUUAGGGGGGGGGCGAUUUUCAACAUGUCCAGAAAAGUGCAGAGGACCGAAGUCUGCGCCGACUGCAGUGCCCCAGAUCCGGGCUGGAGCAGCAUUAACCGAGGAGUGUUUAUCUGUGAUGAGUGCUGCUCCGUGCACCGCAGCCUGGGCAGGCACAUCUCUAUCGUCAAGCACCUGCGUCACAGCGGCUGGCCCCCGGCACUGCUGCAGAUGGUGCAAACCCUGGCCAGCAAUGGGGCAAAUUCCAUCUGGGAGCACUCACUGCUGGACCCAGCUCAGGUGCAGAGUGGCCGGCGGAAGCCCAACCCACAGGACAAAGUGCAUCCCACCAAGUCAGAGUUCAUUCGCGCAAAGUACCAGAUGCUGGCCUUUGUCCACAAGCUUCCGUGUCGCGAUGAUGACGGCGUGACUACCAAGGACCUCAGUAAGCAGCUGCACUCCAGUGUGCGGACCGGCAGCCUGGAGACCUGCCUGCGGCUGCUUUCCCUCGGGGCUCAGGCCAACUUCUUUCACCCGGAGAAGGGCACCACCCCCCUGCACGUGGCCGCGAAGGCUGGUCAGGUGCUGCAGGCAGAGUUGCUGGUGGUGUAUGGGGCCGAUCCCGGCGCCCCUGACAUCAAUGGCCGCACACCGAUGGACUAUGCCAGGCAGGCCGGCCAGGUGGAGCUGGCCGAGCGGCUGGUGGAGUGUCAGUAUGAACUCACCGAUCGGCUGGCCUUCUAUCUGUGUGGCCGGCGCCCGGAUCAUAAAAAUGGCCAUUACAUCAUCCCACAGAUGGCAGACAGAGCUCGCCCUAAGUGCCCGACGCAGAGCCUGGACCUAUCAGAACUGGCAAAGGCAGCCAAGAAGAAACUCCAGGCGCUGAGCAACCGCUUGUUCGAGGAGCUGGCCAUGGACGUGUACGACGAGGUGGACCGCCGGGAGAACGACGCAGUGUGGCUGACGACCCAGAACCACAGCACUCUGGUGACUGAGCGCAGCGCUGUGCCCUUCUUGCCAGUCAACCCCGAGUACUCAGCCACCCGUAACCAGGGCCGUCAGAAGCUGGCACGCUUCAACGCACGGGAGUUCGCGACCCUCAUCAUCGACAUCCUGAGCGACGCCAAGAGACGCCAGCAGGGGAAGGGACUCGCGAGCCCCGUGGACCCGCUGGAUCUUGUGCAUGGCGACGACGACCAGCACGACUACGACAGCGUAGCGUCGGAUGAGGACACAGACAGCGAGCUGACGACCCAAAAUAACAACGGUGCCCAGCGCAACAACCCGCGCCAAGGUAGCAUGGACUCCUCUGACCUAUCGGACGGCCCCAUCACGCUGCAGGAGUACCUGGAGGUGAAGAAGGCCUUGGCCUCCUCAGAGGAGGUACAGCAGCUGAUGAAGGUCAACAACAACCUCAGUGAGGAGCUGCGGCGUCUGCAGAAGGAGAUCUCCAGGAUGCAGAUGGAGAACAGUGCAAUGCGGGGGGGCCAGGAGGGAGGGGGCAUGCUUCAGGGAGCGGGUGGCGGGCCGGGCCUUUGGCCCGGAGCAGUGGCUCGCGGGGCAGGGGAUGCCGGCUUCAGUGCCUCUCCUGCCCCGGCCAUACACAGGAGGGACAGGCAGGCCAUCUCGAUGUACGAGCCCGGCGCGGCACCCCCCAAGGCCCUCUCCCCUGCCCUGGACCCCCUUGCCGGCCGCCUGCAGCCCCUGCACCCCAGUGUGAGGAGGGGUGUGUCCACAGGCCCCACCCCCUACAGCGGCCUCCAGCUCUCAGGAUCGACUGAGGUGGGCCGCUACAUGGCCCCAAAAGGAGAGAAGCAUACCAGUGGUACUGACAGCGACUAUGACAACACCCAGACCUAUGACCUGUCAGUCAGUGCGGGCCGCAGCAGCGAGGAGGAGGUCCGGGCUGAGAUGGAGGACGGGGCCUUCGGAGAGGCGGGUGAGCCAGACCCCACGCUGCCCUGCACCGAGGAUGUUAUCCUGAAGACGGAACAGGUGACCAAGAACAUUCAGGAGCUGCUGCGGGCCGCACAGGAGUUCAAGCAUGACAGCUUCGUGCCAUGCUCAGAGAAGAUCCACUGCGCUGUGACUGAAAUGGCCUCCCUGUUCCCCAAGCGGCCAGCGCUGGAUGCAGUGCGCUGCUCUCUGCGCCUCCUGGCCGCCAGUGCGGCCCGGCUGCAGGGGGAGUGCCGCAAGGCGGCACCAGCCGAAUCGUCAGUAGCCCCCGCCGCCCAGCCUGUCGACUACCAGCUCCUCACACAGCAAGUCAUACAGUGCGCCUAUGACAUCGCGAAGGCUGCCAAGCAACUGGUUACCAUCACCACCCGCGAGAAGAAACAGUGAGUGGAGGAUGGGAGA